Messenger RNA from Sungouiella intermedia, 1908 nucleotides. The record is from the annotation of a GenBank genome assembly. Lineage: Eukaryota; Fungi; Ascomycota; Pichiomycetes; Serinales; Metschnikowiaceae.
AUGAGUGGAGAAAGAAAACAUCGCUCCUUGAAAAAUCUUUUGCGGAGUGGCUCGCCUUCUCUUUCGAAUUCGCAUAGCAGUCCGUCGGAGCAGCAAACGGUGGGUUCACACCGCUUUUUUUUAAGAAAACGAAACUCGAAGUCUUCGAUAACAUCCUCCAGCAACAGCUCAAUCAAUUCUAACAAUGACACCACUUUGCUGUCAAUUGCGCCAUCAGAGAGCGUCAGAACGUAUGAUUCCGUGCAUCUGCUGCCUCUGGUGUCGCAGCAAGACGAGAAGAAGACUAAACUGAAAAAGAAAGAUAAGAAGGAGAAACGUCGCGGUAUUAGAAGUAGCAGCAGUGGUCAUCUGUUGAAGCGGUUCUUCAAAGCUCUCAAUCCGACAGGAAUGGUGUCUAACUCGGCUACCACUCCUGUGCCGGUUCUCCCGUUGUCGAAAACUUCCAAUUUGGCAACGAAAUACGACUUGGGUAGACUUAUAGGAUCCGGAGCCAGUGGAUCGGUCAACUUGGUGAACGACAAGACCAACACAAAAAAGAUUUAUGCCGUUAAAAAGUUCAGAGCAAAGCUUAAGGGUGAAGCUGAGCACGAUUACAUUACUAAGGUAAAGAACGAGUUUCUUAUCGGUGACCAUUUGCUGCACCAGAACUUGAUUCACACUAUAGAAUUGAUCCAAGACCGUACUGGUGCUUUUGAUGGUCCGGAAUUCUACAUUGUUAUGGAGUACUGUCCUUACGACUUUUUCAAUGUAGUGAUGUCCGGCUUGAUGACUAAAGAGGAGAUUUACUGCUUCACAAAGCAGAUAAUCAAUGGAGUAUACCACUUGCACCAGGCCGGUGUUGCUCACAGGGAUUUGAAGUUGGACAACUGUGUUGUCGAUGCAAAUGGUGUUUUGAAGCUUAUCGACUUUGGAUCAGCUUUCCAGUUCAAGAAACACAUUGACAACACUAAGCCACAUAGUGAGCAAAUCCUUCUUGACGACGAACAUCGUCUUGUACUUGCCAAAGGAAUUGUGGGUUCUGAUCCUUACUUGUCACCAGAGGUUUUUGAAGGUAAUCUGUCCGGAGGUUAUGAUGCGAGAUUGGCAGAUGUGUGGUCCAUUGCAAUCAUUUUCUGUUGCAUGCUUCUCAAGAGAUUUCCGUGGAAAGUCCCACGCACUGCUGAUCCUUCUUACCGUGCUUUUGCAGGUUUGAACAACCUUGAUGAGCCCGUUAGUGACCAAGAAAUGGUAACCAAUGCUAUGGGCGACCUCAACACUAGAGACGCACCACCCAAGUACGGCCCUGAUCGCUUACUUCGAUUGUUGCCAAGUAGGUCUCGCCCCCUUAUUAGAGCUAUGCUCCAGAUUGAUACCUCAAAGCGGUAUUUUAUUGAAGAUGUGGUGAAUGAUCCGUUCUUCCAGUCGAUCGAGGUUUGCCAUUACAUUGAAGAGUCAGAAAUUCCCUCUGCAACUGCCAUUGCGGAAGCAAGAUCAGAGCCAGCCACCCAAGAGGCAAAUAAAGAAUCAGCUGCUAGGGAAGAGGCCAGUGCUGUACAAAAUGUUGAGUCCUCUCAUGAAAGCGUUGAUUCUCCUUCACAAAGAAAUGUUGAUGGUUCUGUUCUGAAAUCGCCCCUGCAAGAGUCUAACAAAGUAGUCCCUGCGAAUUCGGAUCAAAGUCAGUCAACUGCUGUCAGCUCAUCAGAGAAAGAAGCACAAGUAUCCGAGGAUGCGCCAUCUUCUUCAGUGAAAGAGUGGCCGCAGACUACAGAAAAUCUUGGGGUGCCCGCUGACAGUGUUGCAGUUCAUACUGUCGGCACCUUCGUUAAGGCGCUGAACCAUGUACACCAUUUGGUGACCGAAAGAGAACUUGAGAAACUCAAUGCCGAGAGAGAAGCAGCCAAACGCAUGCAGAAAAAUGGCAUGGCAUGA